Miscanthus lutarioriparius is the source of this 648-nucleotide messenger RNA. The record is from the annotation of a GenBank genome assembly. NCBI's taxonomy places the organism in Eukaryota, Viridiplantae, Streptophyta, Magnoliopsida, Poales, Poaceae.
AUGAUCUGCGGCUUCGCAAGGAGAGGGGACAUUGGUGCCGCCCGGGAGCUGUUCGGCGAGAGCCCUGUGAAGGACAUCGUGUCUUGGAACAUGAUGAUCACGGCAUAUGCAACGCUGGGUGAUAUGGCCCCGGCGAGGGAGCUCUUCGACGGGGCUCCUGAUCGUGAUGUUGUGUCGUGGAACGCCAUGAUCUCUGGGUACGUGAGGUGCGGCUCGCACAAGCAAGCAAUGGAGCUCUUUGAGCAGAUGCAGGCCAUGGGAGAAAAGCCAGAUACUGUCACGAUGCUCAGCUUAUUGUCAGUCUGUGCCGAUUCUGGUGAUCUGGAUGCUGGCCGCAGACUGUACAGGUUUCUGUCAGGGAGGUUUUCAAGAAUUGGGCCUAGCACUGUUCUUGGAAACGCACUGAUCGGCAUGAUCCAUGGUGAGAUCGAACUGGCUGAACAUGCGAAUUGGGAACUUCUAAAGGCAAGGAGUGAUGCAAGUGGGGAUUUUGUGCUUCUGUCGAACAUUUAUGCAUCAGUUGGAGAAUGGCUGGGGUCAGAGAAUAUGAGAAAGUUGAUGGACGACAGUGGUGUCAACAAGGAGGCAGGCCGUGCAGUUGUAGAUGGCAGUUCGAAGGAUCUAAUACAAUCUUCUAGACUGUUCUAA